AAAGAAGUAAAACGAGAAGAGCGAGUCGCGCAAGACGAAGAAGCGAAGAAGCGGCGCGGCGACCGACCGUCGACUUGUCGGCUGUUGUCGGCAGCGGAGUGGAGGGAAAAGGAAAGGGAAACGUUUUGCGCUUCGGAAGGUGCCGUCGUCGACACGUACAACACGGAGCGUGUGUGCGAGUUUGCCGGAGGAUUUUCGUUAUGUAUCGAUUUACUACAUAAAUACUCUCGCGCGCAAAACGGAGCGGCAAAUGGAGCACGCGGAAUGAGCGGCUGCGACACCGGUUGCGAGACAGUAAGAAGAUAUGGAAGCCGCGGUGAUAGAAGUCCUACGACAGGCGGUCAGUCAAGACCCCAAUGUUCUGAAGUCUGCAGAGGAAACGCUUAAGCAAUGGGAAACUCAGCGAGGAUUUUAUAUUGCGUUAUAUAAUGUUCUUUCAAAUCAUUCCUUGGCUAUUGAAGUUAGAUGGAUGGCUGUAGUAUACUUGAAGAUCGGAGUUGAGAGGUACUGGAGGAAAAAUGCACCAAAUGCUAUUGAAGACAAUGAGAAGGAAUUUUUACGACAGCAUCUCCUCAGAAAUUUUGACGAACCUAUGAGUCCAUUAGCUAUACAAUUAGCAGUCCUUAUUGCCAAGAUAGCAAGGUUUGAUUGUCCUAGAGAAUGGGGUACACUGGUACCAACAUUAUUGGAAGUUAUAAGGCAAGAAAAUUCUUUAGCACAACGUCAGGCAGUAUUAACACUGCAUCAUGUUGUCAAAGCUUUGGCGUCUCGACGCUUGGCCGAUGGACAGAGGCUCUUCCGAGAAUUGACUGCGACUAUGUUCAAUUUUAUCCUAAACUUAUGGAAUACUUAUACUGAAUCCUUCCUGAUUAUGGCAUCUAAUGGGGCCGACGUCAAUCAGACACAAGAAACCUUAGAAAAAGCACUUCUAUUAUUAAGAAUACUUAGGCAACUGAUCGUAAAUGGUUUUUCCAAACCAUCCGAAUCUCAAGAUGCCAUGUUGUUUCUGAAAGUCGUUUUCGAGCGUGCAAGGACCUGCCUUGAGUGCCGAAAAACUUUAGCUUCUAGAGGAAUGCAAGUGGAUGUUUGCGAAAAGUUUAUAAUACAUUUGACCAAAGUUUUAAUAGGAGUCAUAGACAUGCAUCCGUUUUGCUAUGUGGAACUCAUACCCACUUCUUUAGAAUUCUCCGUUUUUUAUUGCUUUACAGAAGCUGGCCAAGCGUUAGCAUUUGAAAGAUUUAUUAUUCAGUGUCUAAAUUUAAUAAAAACCAUUUUAUUAUCGACGUAUUACAGACCAGCUAAGAUUAUUGAAGAGACGAAAGAUCCAUUGGUUCUGAGGGCAUGCCAAUUGAGACAAGAAUUUUUCACACCGGAAAUAUUAACGGAGAUUUGUUCCAGGCUUGUCACGCAUUACUUCCUUUUGACACCUGCGGAUCUUGAAAUGUGGGAUACUCAACCAGAAAAUUUCGCUAUUGAUGAUGGUGGAGAAUCAUGGAAAUAUAGCUUGAGGCCUUGCACAGAAUCCUUAUUUUUGGCGAUCUUCCAUCACUAUAGAGAUAUUCUUGCUUCGGUUUUGGUUGAUUUGAUGCGACAGCAUCACCAACCUGUCGAUCCUAACAAUCUGCAUGCGAUUCUAGUGAAAGACGCGGUUUAUCGCGCGGUUGGUCUUGCUGCAUUCGAUUUGUAUGACGAGGUAAACUUUGAUCAAUGGUUUUCGACGACUUUAAAAGAGGAAUUAAAGGUUCGAAACAACAAUUAUAGAAUUAUCAGAAGACGUGUGUGUUGGUUGAUUGGUCAAUGGACGAAUAUCAAAUUAAGUGAAGAACUAAGGCCAGAGUUAUAUAAGCUUAUGAUUGAAACAUUGAAUCCCGAAGAGGACUUAGGAGUUCGUUUAGCAGCGAGCAAUGCUCUGAAACAAGCAAUCGAUGAUUUUCAAUUUGAUCCAGAGAAGUUUUCUCCUUUCUUGGAACCAAUUUUUUCUCUACUUUUCUCACUUCUUAAAGAAGUAAACGAGUGCGAUACAAAAAUGCAUGUGCUGUCUGUGUUAUCUUUUAUUAUCGAGCGUGUUGGCAAUGGAAUCAAACCACAUGUUGGUGCACUCAGCUCGUAUUUACCUGAACUUUGGCAGCAAUCUGAAAUAUAUAAUAUGCUGAGGUGUGCCAUAGUAUCGACUCUGAUACACUUGGAAAAGGCUCUAGGUUCUGAAAGUGUCAAUCUAGAGCCGUUGGUGGUAGGCGUCGUGGCUCUAAGUGUUGAUGUCAAUCAAGAAGGACACGUUUAUUUAUUAGAAGACGGAUUAGAGCUGUGGAUAGCCUUAUUAGAAAACACGCCUUCUCCAACACCAUCUAUAAUGGAUCUCUUCAGAAAUAUGCCAGCAUUAUUGGAUCAAUCUUCGGAGAAUCUGCGUUUAUGUUUGUACAUAAUUCAAAUGUACGUGUUAUUGAGCCCACAAGAUUUCUUCACUCAGAGGAGUACAGUGAUCAUCGAAUCGCUGAAAACGCUUCUCAGUGAUUUGCGUUCAGAGGGUAGAGUGAUGGUGUUGAAAUUAUUUGAGAUCUGUCUCAGAACUUCUCCUCAACAGGGUGCAGAAUUGAUAAAACCCGUUUUGCUAAAAAUAUUCGAGAGUGUUUAUUACGGCGACGAGUAUUCAUCAGUCAUGACUAUGCAACUAUCUGUAGUCGCAAGAGUUUUAUUAGGUUCCCGUGAUAUUUUUGUACAGAUAAUCAGCGAUUUAGCGCGGAGUAUAGGAACCGAAACGAGGGAAGACAUUGUACUCGGAAAACUGAUACACAGUUGGGUUAACGCAAUGCCACUGGUAACUCAGAUCGAAAGGCGCAAAUUACUAGCUCUUGCACUCUGUUCUCUUCUCGGAGCAAACAGUCCGCCCACCGUUCUUGAAUAUUUCCCGCAAAUAAUAUUAAACAUUGUCGAAACGCUUAAUGAUGUCACCAAGUUUGACGAUAUGGGAUAUCCUGUCGAUUCCUUGAUGAUUACUGAUCAGCCCAGUCCUUCGCAAUAUGAGGAUGUAGAUUAUGAUACCGAACAUGCCCAACGACAGAAGAGACUUCUUUUUAAUGAUCCUGUACACAGUGUAUCCUUAAAAGAUACGCUCCAAAGUCAGCUGAUCACGUUACGAGGCAUAGUUGGGGAUCAUCAAUUUGACCAGUUGAUGCUUACUCUUAACUCUGAAAUUGAUGAACAACUCAAGGAUUACAUAUCGUUGUAAGGAAGAAACAAGAUCAAAACACAAUGAAGAAUGUUUCGAUAAAUGCUACAUAACGUAUGCAGCUUUAUAGCGCUCCAUUGUAAAACGGUACUAUUUUAUUGUAUAAUAUUACCAUCUGUUUCAUUGUAUUAAUUAUAAUAAUAAAAGUAAUCUUGGCCUUGUU
Atta colombica is the source of this 3389-nucleotide messenger RNA. RefSeq names its product importin-11 (gene Impbeta11). Lineage: Eukaryota; Metazoa; Arthropoda; Insecta; Hymenoptera; Formicidae. The transcript has 18 exons. The coding region runs from base 305 to 3226 and encodes 973 amino acids. Gene Ontology annotation, molecular function: small GTPase binding. Gene Ontology annotation, cellular component: cytosol; nuclear envelope. The record is from RefSeq and is a predicted model, not a curated record. Gene Ontology annotation, biological process: protein import into nucleus.